Molecule: messenger RNA, 4572 nt
Organism: Spea bombifrons (plains spadefoot toad)
Lineage: Eukaryota; Metazoa; Chordata; Amphibia; Anura; Pelobatidae
Product: alpha-2-macroglobulin-like
Exons: 36
Coding region: 67-4482 (1471 amino acids)
Cellular component (GO): extracellular region
Molecular function (GO): endopeptidase inhibitor activity
Source: RefSeq, a predicted model, not a curated record
AGUGGCUUUGUUGACCCAUCAGGAGCUGACGAUACGCCGGCAGAAGCUACCCCGAGCUCCAGCAAAAUGCUACCCCGUGUUUUGUGUGUUGGGCUAAUCCUACUGCAGCUUAUCUGGACACCGACGGCAAAGCUGCAUUAUGCUGUGCUCAUCCCUUCGGAGAUGAAAAGUCUCCGUCCUCAGCUCGCUUGUCUGCACGUUGAAGGAGUGGAAGGAGAAAGUCGUAUCCAGCUCUCCCUUAACUUGGCCGAUGGAAACACAACCCUGAUAGAGAAAAAAUUCAAUCAGGAAUCUCUGUUCUCCUGCGUUUCAUUUAAGGUUCCCGGUCCCACUGAAGGACACGAUGAGGCUGCUACAGUGAAUCUUAUAAUUGAGACUUUAUCAGAGACCAUAUCCAAAGACACCAAAGUUCUUUUGAAGAAAGAAAGAUCCAAUAUUCUGGUCCAAACCGACAAAGCUGUGUAUAAACCGGGACAAACUGUGAAAUUUCGAGUUGUGUCCCUAAAAGAAGAUCUUCGGCCAGAGCCACUUCAGAUACCAGUCAUAGAGUUAAAGGACCCUGGCCAGAAUCGGAUUGGCCAAUGGCUGAACGUGAGCCCAAAUCAGGGAAUCGCAGAGUUCUCUCUCCCUCUGUCACCAGAGCCCACUCUGGGAGAAUACUCCAUCAAGGUGAAAGAGACCGUCCAUACCUUCAAUGUGGAGGAAUACGUACUCCCAAAAUUCGAGGUCACUCUUGAGUUCCCCAAAGUGGUCAUGCUUAACAGUGAAAAUUUCACAGUUACCGUAUGCGGCAGGUAUACGUAUGGGAAACCCGUACAAGGAACUUAUCAGGGUUCGGUGUGUCGGAAAAGCUUCAAGUAUUUCUGGAGAUAUUCUUUCCAGAUGCCAGCGGAUCUUUGCCUCGACAUCGCUGGACAGUUGGACAGAUCGGGCUGCUCCACCGUUGAACUUGAAUCGGAUAAGUUUGAACUGACUAAAAUUGGCUUUCAAAUGAGUUUGGAAGGAGAAGCUUCAAUCACUGAAAGUGGAACAGGGAUUGAAUUAUCGACGUUCGGUAAGACUUCCAUAUCGACUGUGUUGUCCAAACUGUCUUUCGUUGAUGCUGAUGCGAGCUACAAAUCUGGGAUUCCAUACAGUGGUUUGCUGAAACUGGAAGAUGCCAUUGGAACCCCAAUUGCUGACAAGGAGGUCCAUCUCACCUACAGAAAUCACAAUAAUGUACACAAGAUAACUUUACUUACGGAUAAAAACGGGCAAGCAGUCUUCAAGCUGGAGGAAACAAACAAAUGGGAAGGACGUGUUUCCAUGACGGCCAAGACAAACGACGAGACUCCACCAUACGUUUUAGGCAUAGCUCGGCCACAAUAUGGCGAGGCGCACCUGUCACUUUCGCCGUUUUACUCCAAGAGUAAGAGUUUCCUGAAGCUGCACUCCCCGCAGAAUGUUCUACCAUGUGAGGGGCAACAAGAGGUCCAGGUGGAAUAUAUCAUUCAACACACAGAGCUGGAGAAAGAGGCCGGGCACUUGGAUUUACACUAUCUGUUGGCAUCUAAAGGAUCUUUAUGGGACUCUGGCAGUAUAGAAAUCCCAAUAACUGCGAAUGAAGACUUGACCGGAACUGCACAUUUUAAGAUCCCGCUGAGUGCCAAUUUGUCUCCAAAUCUCCAAGUCCUUGCAUAUAUCUUAUUACCGGACGGGGAGAUGGUUGCAGACACAGCCAAAUUCACCAUUCAGAGAUGCUUCCAGAACAAAGUAUCGCUUGGGUUCUCUCCCAAUGAAGUUCUUCCCGGAUCAGAUGUAUCUCUGAAGGUUCGGGCAGAGGCCGGAUCCCUCUGUGGCCUGAGGGUCGUGGAUCAGAGUGUCGUGUUACUGAAACCUGAAGCAGAGCUGACAGCCGAUAAAGUUCACGCUCUGUUUCCCUUUGGAGAUUUCGGAGGGUAUGAAGAGGAACCAUAUGCCUGUUAUAUGAGCCAAGGGUUUUAUCCUUUCAAGCCUCAAAGAUUUCCAAAUCGAUCAAAAAAGAGGCACGCAUUUUCCCCAGAUAUAAACAUUGAUGUUUACAGCUUGUUAAAGGACAUGGGUUUGAAGAUUAUAACAAGCGCUGAUGUUAAGAAGCCUUCGUACUGCGAUCAAUGGGCAACCGUAACGUUGAGAAGAAAAGUGUUCAUUAAACCAUUCCUUUUUGACAUAGAUGAAAUAUCCCCACCCAUGAAGGAAAGCGCCAUGGAUUUUUCAGGAGCAUUGAAUUGGAUUCCAGACGGGCAAGAAAAGGUUGAAAUUAUUCGUAAACAUUUCCCUGAGACCUGGAUAUGGGAGCUGACCCCGGUAGGGGAUUUGGGGAGCGCUGAACUCCACAGCAAAGCCCCAGACACCAUCACAGACUGGAGCGCCGGGGCCUUCUGUAUGGGACCCGGUGGCUUUGGCCUCUCCUCCCCGGCCUCCCUCCGAGCCUUCCAGCCGUUCUUCGUGGAGCUCACUAUGCCGUACUCCGUGGUCCGAGGAGAGUCCUUCAGACUGAAAGCCACCGUAUUCAACUACUUGAAACAAUGCAUAAAGGUUCAAACAACAUUAAGGCCGUCUGAAGAGUUGGACGAGGAGCCGUGUCCCGACUGCCAGUAUUCCAGCUGUUUAUGUGAAGAUGAAAGUAAAACCUUCUACUGGAACCUGAAAGCCUCCAAACUGGGUGAAGUGAAUAUAACUGUGAGCACAGAAGCUCUGGAUACCCAAGAUCUGUGUAAUAACGAGCAUCCUAUCGUCCCCAAACAUGGACAGAUUGACACCGUGAUUAAACCGCUUCUUGUGCAGCCAGGUGGUGUUCUGGAAGAGAAAUCACACAGUACACUGCUCUGCGUCCAAAACGAUGAAGAGCAUUCUAAGAAUGAGGAGAUAUCCUUGAAGGUGCCAGAGAACAUUUUGAAGGAUUCGGAGAGAGCGCAUGUGACAGUGUUGGGUGAUCUGAUGGGAACGGCCAUGCAGAACCUGGACAGGUUACUGGCCAUGCCGUACGGAUGUGGGGAGCAAAACAUGGUCCUCUUCUCCCCCAAUAUCUUCAUCCUUCAGUAUCUGGAGAAGACUCACCAGCUGAAUGAUGAAAUCCAGAGGAGAGCCAGGACAUUCCUUGAAAGCGGGUACCAAAGGCAGCUGACAUACAAACGUGAGGACGGGUCAUACAGUGCUUUUGGAAAUCGAGACAAAGAGGGUAACACUUGGUUGACAGCCUUUGUAGUGAAAUCUUUUAGUAAGGCUCGUCCCUACAUCUUCAUUGACGAAAAUCAUCUGAACCACUCGUUCACUUGGUUGACGAACAGCCGCCAAAGCAACGGCUGCUUCCAGAGCAUUGGCAAACUCUUCAAUAAUGCCAUGAAGGGAGGAGUAGAUGAUGAAAUAUCACUUUCCGCGUACGUAACAAUAGCUUUGUUGGAGUCCGGUGUUCCACCAAAGAACGCUCUGGUUAGAGACGCUCUAUCGUGUCUGAGGAAGGCAGCCACCGAUGUGACCAGCGUGUACACACAGGCUCUGCUGGCCUACACCUUCACCCUGGCCGGAGAAACAGAUCUCAGACAAAGUCUGCUGGAAAAAUUAGAGGAAAAGGCUGUGAGAAGCGACGGGCAGCUACACUGGGAACGGACUCUUACCAAACCUCCGUCUGAUGUUCCAUACUGGCACCGGGCUCCAUCGGCAGAGGUGGAGAUGACCUCCUAUGUGCUUUUGACCCUCCUGUCCGGACCUACAAAGGACUUGGGCAAAGCAUCUGAGAUCGUGAACUGGCUGAGCAAACAGCAAAAUCCUUACGGGGGAUUUUCCUCCACGCAGGAUACCAUUGUUGCUCUUCAAGCGGUGGCUAAAUACGCAGAGGCGACGUUUAGUAAUAUUGGGGACGUGACUGUGACGGUCAGGUCCAGUGCGGGGGUAAUGGAAUUCCAUGUGGAUCAUACCAACCGGCUCCUUCUGCAGAGAUCGCCGCUGCCAGAGAUCCCCGGGGAGUACUCACUGUCCGCCUCAGGGAAGGGGUGCGUGUAUGUGCAGACCGUUCUAAGAUACAAUGUCCCACCGCCAAGAAGUGACGCCACAUUUUCAAUUGCGGUAGAAAGAACACCAGAUCAAUGUCCCGAAGGAUCACUAAAAAAGUUUCAAAUCCGCAUAACUGUUGAAUAUACAGGAUCCCGGGAGAAAUCCAACAUGGCCCUUGUUGAGGUUAAGAUGCUGUCCGGUUUCAUUCCAGUGAAGAGCUCGGUGAGGGAGCUGGAGAAGAACAAACUGAUACAGAGAAGCGAGAUACAGACGGAAAUGGUGACACUCUAUCUGGACGAGCUGGGACACCGUCCUGUAAAUCUCUCCUUCAUGGUGGAGCAGGACAUUGAGGUGAAGAACCUAAAGCCGGCCACAGUGAAGGUCUACGAUUAUUAUGAGACGGGUGAAUUUGCAAUUGCAGAAUACAACUCUCCCUGCAGCUCGGAUGAAAAGCUGGAAAAUUCAAAAUGAGGCCCGGAAAAGAACGUUGCAUUAAUGUGAAAGCCUAUUUGUUGGACUCCAGUGAUAUUAUGAAAUAAAGAUAUACUUUCUUUUAUGUCU